This is a messenger RNA of Knipowitschia caucasica, 2745 nucleotides long. The record is from the annotation of a GenBank genome assembly. NCBI's taxonomy places the organism in Eukaryota, Metazoa, Chordata, Actinopteri, Gobiiformes, Gobiidae.
AUGAUUGCUGUUGAGCUCAGGUACAGGUGUGCUGAGGGAGGAGCCAGUGCAGAGGGGGAGGAGUCAGUGCAGAGGGGGAGGAGCCAGUGCCGAGGGGGAGGAGCCAGUGCAGAGGGGGAGGAGUCAGGGCGACUGGAGGAGCUGGAGGAGGAUCUGGAGGCCGAGCGCAGCAUGAGAGCCAAGGUGGAGAAGCAGAGGGCAGAGCUGAGCAGAGAGCUGGAUGAGCUGACGGAGCGCCUGGAGGAGGCUGGAGGCCUCUCUGUCUCGCAGAUGGAGCUGAACAAGAGGCGUGAGGCGGAGUUGGUGCGUUCUCGGCGGGAGCUGGAGGAGAGCACUGUCCAGUCCGAGGCCAUCCUCUCUGCAGUCAGGAAACGUCAUGCUGAAGCACUGUCCGAGCUGAGUGAGCAGUAUGGGGCUCUGCAGAGGACCAGGACCCGGCUGGAGAAGGACAAGCUGAAUCUGAGGGACGAGCUGGAGGAGACCGCGGCUUCACUGGACACGCUGCACAAAGCCAAGCUGUUGUCUGACUCCCAACUGAAGAAGAUGGAGGAGCAGCUGAGCGAGGCCAACAGGAGAGGAGACGACCUGCAGAGGGCGCUGUCUGAGUUCACUGCUGUCAAGAACAGACUCACAGCUGAUAACGCAGAUAUGAUGCGGCGCAUGGAUGAGGCGGAGGGCCGAGCCAAUCAGACAAGCCGAAACAACUCUCUUGUCCAAUCCCAGCUGGAGGAGCUCCGCAAGCAGUUGGAUGAGGAAGUCAAGAACAAAGCCUCCCUCUGCAGCUCUCUGGCUCAGGCUCGGCAGCAGAGCGCUCAUGUGAAGGAGCAGCUGGAGGAGGAGCAGGAGAGCAGACAGGAGCUGCAGAGGCUGGUGUCCAAACUCAACACUGAGCUGUCUCUGUGGAGGAGCAGGCAGGAGGCGGACGCACUGCAACACACCGAGGAGCUGCAGGAGGCCAGAAAGAAGCUGGCUGUGCGUCUCCAGGAGGCGGAGGAGGCCGUGGAGGCCACCCAGGCCAAGUGCUCUUCUCUGGAGAAAACUAAGCAGCGGCUUCAGGCGGAGCUGGACGAGCUGUGUGCGGAACUCGACAAGGCCAACGGCUGCGGACAGGUUCUGGACAAGAAACAGCGCCUCCUAGAGAAGCAGCUCAGCGACUACAGGCAUAAGUGUGAUGAGCUUCUGGCCGAAGUGGACAGCUGUCAGAAGGAGAGCCGCCAACACGCUGCGGAACUCUUCAAACUCAAGAGCAGCUACGAGGAGAGCCUGGAGCAACUGGAGGCCCUCAGGAAAGAGAACAAGGCCCGCCAAGAGGAGAUUGUGGACCUGACAGAGCAGCUCUCUGAUGGAGGGAAGAGUGUGCAUGAACUGCACAAGGCCAAAAAGAAAAUGGAGAUGGAGAAGGAGGAGCUGCAAGCCUCUCUGGAGGAGGCUGAGGUCGCACUGGAGGCAGAAGAGAGCAAAGUGCUGCGUGUGCAGUUGGAGCUGUCUCAGACCAAAGCGGAUCUGGAGAGGAGGCUGCAGGAGAAGGACGACGAGAUGGAGUCUGCCCGAAAGGGCCACCAGAGGGCGCUGGAGUCCCUGCAGGCGGCUUUGGACGUGGAGCUGAAGGGUCGCGUGGAGGCGCAGAGGCUGAAGAAGAAACUGGAGACAGAGCUGAGCGAUCUGGAGCUGCAGACCACACUGCUGACCAGCACCAACACUGAGCUGAGCAAGGCCAACAAGAGGGCCCAGCAGAGCGCCAAGGAGCUCCAGGCCCAGCUGGAGGAGGAGGUGCGGGCUCAUGAGCAACAGCAGGAGGAACAGGCAGCUCUGGAGAGACGGGUCACUGUGCUGCUGAGUGAAGCUGAGGAGAUGCGCUCCUCUCUGGACUGUUCGGAGCGUGCCCGCAGGACCCUGGAGAGCCAAGUGCACGAGGCCAACGAAAAGAACAGCCAUCUCAGCACCCAGCUCCAGAGUGCGCUGAGCGGCCGGAGGAAGCUGGAGGUGGACAUGCAGGCUCUGCAGCAGGAGCACGACGAGGUCCAGGCCGAGCUGCGGGGCGCUGUGGAGAAGGCAAAGAAGGCUCAGGCUGAGCUGUCCAGAGUGUCCCAGGAGCUGUGUGUGGAGCAGGAGCACUGUCUACAUGUGGAUCGGCUGAAGAAGAGUGCAGAGGCCCAGCUCAAAGACCUGAGCGUGAGGCUGGAGCAGGCCGAGCAGAGCACCCUGAAGGGCGGCAGGAAGCUCACCCACAAACUGGAGACCAAGAUCAAAGAGCUGGAGGUGGAGCUGGAGGCGGAGCAGGCGCGUCACUCUGAGACCGUGAAGAGUCUGAGAAAGAACGAGAGACGCCUCAAAGAGCUGCUGUUCCAGAGCGAAGAGGAGCACAAGCACCAAGCCCGUCUGCAGGAGCUGGUGGACAGGCUGCAGAGCAAGAUGAAGACCUACAAGAGACAAGUGGAGGAGGCUGAGGAGCAGGCCAACAUGAACCUGAGCAAAUACAGAAAGAUGGUGCACGAGCUGGACAACGCCGAGGAGAGGGCGGACCUCGCCGAGUCCACCCUGACCAAGAUCCGCAGCAAGCGCAGAGGCAGCUUCAGCAAAGGCUACUCCUCUGGCUACAGCACUCCGUACCCGGGCCUGAUGCGCUCCAACAGUUCUGUGUGCUCAGAGGGACCAGGAGAGAAGAGCCUCCCUGAUGACAGCGAGUCCAUCAGCUCCCUCAUCCCGGCCUACCUCAACUCUCUCCAGAAACUCAUGAUCGACUAG